This is a messenger RNA of Cladophialophora carrionii CBS 160.54, 2586 nucleotides long. RefSeq lists its product as uncharacterized. The transcript has a single exon. The coding region runs from base 1 to 2586 and encodes 861 amino acids. The record is from RefSeq and is a predicted model, not a curated record. NCBI's taxonomy places the organism in Eukaryota, Fungi, Ascomycota, Eurotiomycetes, Chaetothyriales, Herpotrichiellaceae.
AUGCGCAGGCUAGUUGGCAUUUCCAAAACCACCAGUGUCCCUUCCUUCAACAGUCGCUCCCUCAACGAGGACCCCGAACCCGACAACGACGAACGCCGGCCGUCUUCCUCUUCGGGCAUCAUCCAAUCCUCCGCCCACCCCUUGCGGCGCACCAACUCGAACUCGCUCCCGCGCUCCCCGUCUCAGAAGAGACCGCCCGCAUCCCAUAGCAGCUACGGCGUCGAAACCACGUUAGGCCCACCUCCCUCGUACAGUACUCAGCGAACGCUCUCGCAAGAUCGAAUCCGACUUGAUCGAAGUGCAGCUUCACGAUCUGCAACCAGUCCGACGUGCGAAGAAUCCCCUACCAGAAACAAACGCGACUUGUCUCCUCCCACGUCCCAGCGCGAUCCAUCCCCCUCGACGCCAAAUGAUCGAUCCGCGUCGCCCGAACCCACUCCCGUGCGACUAUCACCCGUGAAAACCGACGCGACACCCUCGACAACCGCGUCUUCUGCAGACGAGGCCUCGGCCCAGGACGUUUCGAGCCCGGAGACGGCAGAAACGGGGAGUGUGCUUACGCCUAGCUCCGCUAUCAGCAAAGAGUGCGCGAUGCCGACCACUGACGCGCCCAGUUCGCAGGAGAAGGAGAAUACAGAGCCCUGUCCGUUGCGACCAGCGCCCUCGGAGGAAGAGAGCAAAGGAUCUAGCAGUGACGAAAAGAAGAGCGAGGAUCUGUUUUUGAACAUCGCAAAGACGGACGCGUCGCGUAGCGGUGGGCAAGGCCAAGGCAAACUCGAAAAGAGACGGUCGCGAGUUUCGCUUCCUUUCUUCAGCAGCACCAGGCCUUCGACCGGAUACAAGUCGUCCCCAAUCCAGGAGCGGUUUGAUACUACUAGCGUGACUGGUCGAUCGGAGGCUCUGAACUACUACAGCAAACGCUCUUCUCUCGGGCAACAUGUGCCAGGCGCAUUUUCGCGGACAUACACGCAGGACUCUGCGCUCCGGACUGGUGGUCUCGACGCGCAAAGCUCUCACCCUGCCGAUGCGCCCCGUAGGACCUUGUCCAGGCGAUAUUCCAACAGCAAUUCAAACACGAACACCAAUACUGAACCGGCUCGCACCUUUUCCCGUCCGAGCACAGCACGCAACAGCCGCCUGGUCUCAGAUGGGGGAGCCUUUCUUGAUCGCCCUCGAAUGCCUGACCACAACGCCACGGAGUCGACCAUUUCCACAACCGCACCCUCGACCGUAUGGGAUGAGCUCGACGAUUUGAAGUCGCGCAUCAAGAAACUAGAAUUGACGGGGAAAUUGCCCCCAUCCUCCGCCGCGGCAAUGAGCACCUCUGAGAGACCGAAAACCGCCACCACCGCAGCAACCACCAUGUCCUCUUCCCCGAAGCACAAGCCGACAGCAGUGCCCCAGCUGACAUCCGCUAUUGAGGGGAUCCCAUCCAAUAUACACCCGAAUCUCCACGAGGCACUGGGCAAUGCCAAAGCCGUGCUCAGCAACGAGGUUUAUCAGAAACUACAGGCAACUGCACAGGAUGCGUUACAAUUGUCCAUGAUGAUGAACCCGGAAGCACACAAUGCUGGCGCAAGUACUGUCGGCCUCUCUGCCAUAUCUGAACGUCAAUUACGGCGUCGAACAGAGAGUAUGUGCAGGAGUCUGACGGAGCUGGCGAUUGCCAUUCUGGCAGAUAAUAAGCUGCCCCAGCAACCUGUAACCAGACCUGGCAGUCGAGAUGCUUACCAGGCCUUACCAGGACUGCGAAGCCGUCGGUACAGCAAUGAGCCCAACGACCGACCUCCCGUUGCCUCUCGAGUUCAGUCCCGUCUCGAAGCUCGACGUACAAGCGCACAGCUCGGACCUGCAUUGAACACUCAUGCAGCACCACCCGAAACCACGUAUCAGACACCACCUACUGCGCUUCCGCCUAUGCCCACAUCUUCCUCAUCACGUAUGGGCCGGACCACGUCACUGGUUCGCAGCAGGCGGACUCCCGGCUAUAAUAUGGACGGCGCUACCGACGAUGAGGAGAGCAGUCCUUCUGUCCGUCCCGUUAGCCGAGCGAUGACCGAAGUGAGUACGUAUCGCCAGGCUGCAAGAGAUCGAGCUGCGUACUCGAGAGAAUACACCGCUCAGCACCCGAUGCCUCAACACCCCAUACCUUCCACAGCUGAGCCCAACUCUGCAACCCGAAGCCAGCUGCCGGCGCACAUCAGCACUCAUCUCGUGCCCAGACGCAAAUACGGGAAUCUCUCGUCUAAUACGAGCAACGUCGGCCAUCAAGAUCACACUCCCGUGACGCCGAAGGAGCCCUGGGGCCGGAUAUCGAUCGUGCCAGCCGUCAGUUCCAGCCCGAUUGAGGCCACACCCGAGAGCCAGAUCGCGCCACGACCGUCAAAUACGCGGAGAAGCCUGGGGUUCACCAGCAGAAUCAGCAGCGUAAGCAGCCGAUUGCGAGCAGCCAAAGGAGAACGAAAUGUGAGCAUGAGAGACACACCGGAAGCGCGAAGCUCCCGGGACAUUGCACCAUCAGGACAAGGAUUGGACAAUAGUGCGCCAUUGGAGAGACACAGCUCUGGCCAGAGCAUUGAACCCUGA